AGAGGGAGAGGGAGAGGAAGAGGGAGAGGAAGAGGAAGAGGGAGAGGGAGAGGAAGAGGCAUUCCGAUCCGCUAUUAAUGUGUGACUAGAUCAUGAGGCCCAGGCAGAGCGCUGAACAGCUCAACAUCACUUUCUCCACUCGUGUUUUGGACCAGUUUGCAAACGACGUGUACUGAGCUGAUCAGUGCACACAGAGGCCCGUGUCAUUGUGUUUGGACUGUGAGAGUGGACACUGCGUGCUGAUAGGUUGUUGAGAGCACACCCAGGGAUACCUAGAAAAACAAAGGACACAAAUACACCCUCAUUGACAUCCAGAGAGGAAGCAGCAGAGCAAUGUGCACAUGAUGUCCCCUGCUGCCAGGCAUGCUCCCACUGCUCACACUAUUUACUAAACACAAGCAUCAGUCAAUCUCCACGCCACCAGCUUCAACUGAUCCACCUCACGCUGCUGCCACAGCGCUGCCAAGAUAUUUAUUCUAUUCCGUCUGCGUCUAUCACUGUCAGGUUUCAUCUGUGGCCUUCAGAAAGAAGGUGUGUACAUGUUGCUGUAGCAUUGGUUAUUUAUUUGGGCCAUUCUGGUGAAUAAACAUGACGUCAGUACUGUCCUGCUCAACGUGUGAGUGGUGUUUCUCUCUAAUUUUAGAUUGAAGACACAUGACUCCCCAUGUUAGCCAGAGAGAGAGUGACCUACAGGAAGGAAUGUGGGAGCGGAGCGCCUGAUUGGGUCAUUAGAGGGCAACUGUUCUGAGGCUAGCCAAUCAGACGGCUGUUCUGGAGGAGGGAGGAGGGAGAUUAAGUAUCACAACACAAGCUUGUGUUUGUCCAUACAGCAGAAGACUCUACACAGACAAUAACACAGACGCUUUCUGUUAGCGUCUGGCCAACAAACGUGUCUCUUGUCUGCAGAGGACAGAAACAGGAGGAAAAGGAGUGAGCUGCAGGGAGCCAGUGACACUGAUAGACAGCUACAGUAGCCGGUCCAGACCCAGCAGAGGUCCAGUAGCCGAUCCAGACCCAGCUACAGUAGCCGAUCCAGACCCAGCUGCAGUAGCCGAUCCAGCCCCAGCUGAGGUCCUGUGCGGGUGGCCUGCUGCUCCCGUUGCUCAAUGGGUCGCUACCUCAGUGCAAACCUUGUGACUUAUCUGGGAGAGAAGAGGCUUAGAUGUUACUCUAAGAUAAGCACACUGAGAAGAAGCUGUCUGAGAUCUGUGAGGGCGAAGAGGAGCGGGAGCUCAGGGUCCAGUGGUCCGUUUGCAGACGUAGGAAGGAAAGUGACGCCUGAUGCCGUCCUGUGCUCUCAGGCUGUGCGACUGUACUCCACCUCCAGCAGGAAUGCCUUCAAAUCAGAGGCCCCCAUCGGCAUCAACCAGGAGCAGCAUCCCUCCUCUCUCCAGCUGAGUCUGCUGCGUCUUGGAGAGUCCUUUCAGCGCCUGUCCAAACACAUCAACUUCUAUUUCAGAAGCAGAGACCUGGCCGUAGCACCAAGUCUCGGGAAUAGUGGUUUGGUUUACACCUUCCACGAACCUAAACAGCGAAGACAACAGAGGCGGGCCCAUAGCCAGAGGACAGGCAAGGACAGGAGCCCUCUGGAGGACGGGAGGAGUACUGCGAGUCAUCUGAGGUCUGUGGCGGUUCUCCACACAUCAGCACAGCGUCACGAGGAGCAGAGCCCCUCCAGGCUGUCCACCGGGCUGCAGCUGUUCCACAUCAGCUCGCUCGCCACCAGGUUUGGGGAGAGCUACAACUACGUGGCCAAUCACAUCAACUCCGUCUUCACCAGAAGUCCCGCGCGAGAUCUUCACGCCCAGACGGCGGAGGACGAGUCGCCAUACAGGAGACAUGGUAGACGGAGGAAAGCCCUUAAAGUCACCACUGAUGUGCGCCAGUCGCCAGUGAACGACGUUGUUUCAGUUAGUGCCCAAACGGUGCAUGCCAAGGCUGCUGAGGUGGUUUCAGUUAGUGCCCAAACGGUGCAUGCCAAGGCUGCGGAGGUGCCCAGCUCUUGGGAGGAGGGGUACCUUCACUUUGCCCACCACAUCAACCGCUACUUUGGAGCCAAGGUUACAGACUCCGGAUCCGUUAGCACAACACAAGCGAACAACAGGUCUUACACGGAGCCCAAACAGAGCCCUCCAGCUCCGCAGCCCACAGCGCCAGGCCUCUUCCACCCGAGCAACACCACCACCAGCUUUGGGGCCAACCACGCUCACAUGGCCGAUCACAUAAACCACUAUUUCACCGGCCAGUCGGGCUUUGAGGAUGACCUGGAGGGUGAUUACACGGACCAAACAGUGUUGGCCGUCAGCAGCACUCGGACGCAGAAGCCAGCUUCCUUUCUGCAGUACAUUCUGCACUCCACCACCGCUAUACCACAUAUGAUAAGUAGCUACUUGGGAGCUGGCUCCGAGAACCAGCAGACUCAGGCCCCCUCCAGAGACGCACCAACGGCAACCAGGUCGCAGAGAGUGGUGCUGUGCCAGGAUCGAGCAGAGGAGAUGACAAGAGUCCUCCUGGGGAACCUGAGGAACGCCACUGCGCCGUCAUCCAUCAUUGCGUGCACUGAGGAGCUGAACAGACACCUUAUAGCGCACCCAGCAUGCAAGGCAACGAUGUGGCAGGAGAAGUUGGUGUUGCAGCUGUUGCGAUAUAGACGGAACCACACUAGCGAUGUAAAGCUUCAGAGAGCCGUCAGGGAAACCAUGGCGCUGAUUGGCUACCUGGAUCCCGUCAGAGGACAGGGGGUGAGGAUGCUGUCCAUCGAUGGAGGCGGCACAAGGGGAGUUGUUCCGCUUGAAGCGUUGAAGUUGAUUGAGGCUCAGACGGGCAAGCGGAUCCAUCAGCUGUUUGACUACAUCUGUGGAGUGAGCACGGGAGCCGUGCUGGCCUUCAUGAUCGGACUGGGCCGUUUCUCCCUGGACGAGUGUGAGGAGAUGUACCGGCGCUUUGGCUCGGACGUGUUCAAACAGAACCCCCUGGUGGGCACCGUGAAGAUGGGCUGGACUCACUCCUACUACAGCACCGAGACCUGGGAGUCAUUACUCAAGGAGAAGAUGGGGGAGCGAGUUCUCAUUAAAACGGCCAGGAGCGAGAUCUGUCCCAAAGUGUCUGCGGUGAGUGCGGUGGUGAACUGGGGCACCAGCCCGAAGGCCUUCAUCUUCAGGAACUACAACCACGCGCCCGGGCGCCUCAGCCGCUACCCCGGGGGCUCCUCCUACAGGCUGUGGGAGGCGGUGCGGGCCUCCUCCGCCGCCCCCGGAUACUUCCAGGAGUUCCCCCUGCACAGCGACAUCCACCAGGAUGGCGGAUUGAUCCAGAAUAAUCCGUGUGCUCUGGCGGUGCAUGAGUGCCGUCUGCUGUGGCCCAAGCAGCCCUUCCAGUGCGUGCUGUCGCUAGGCACCGGGCGCCACGACAACACCCAGCGAGGGCCAGCCACCUCCACCAGCCUCCGGGCCAAACUCAACCACCUCAUAUACAGCGCCACGGAUACAGAGGGUGUCCAUACGCUGCUGGCUGACCUGCUCGAUGAGGACGUCUACUUCCGGUUCAACCCGAUGCUGAAGGCCGAGGUUUCGCUGGACGAGAGCCGUGCGGAGGUGCUGGACCAGCUGAAGUCGGACACGCUGCAGUACCUGGAGCGGAACCGGCUCAAACUGGACCUGCUGUGCAUGGUGCUGGGGGCCGAGCGCUCAGCCCUGACCAAGAGCAGAGACUGGGUCAGCCAGAGGGUGUGGGAGCUGCAGCACCGCUGGGUCUGACCACACACACACACCCCCCCCCAACACCGCUGGGUCUGACCACACACACACACACCCCCCCCCAACACCGCUGGGUCUGACCACACACACACACCACACACACACCCCCCCCCCAACAUCACCCCCCCCAGAGACUGGGUCAGCCAGAGGGUGUGGGAGCUGCAGCACCGCUGGGUCUGACCACACACACACACACACACA
Sardina pilchardus (European sardine) is the source of this 3956-nucleotide messenger RNA. Its product is annotated as calcium-independent phospholipase A2-gamma-like. Lineage: Eukaryota; Metazoa; Chordata; Actinopteri; Clupeiformes; Clupeidae. Bases 1107 to 3755 code for a protein of 882 amino acids. The record is from RefSeq and is a predicted model, not a curated record. The transcript has 11 exons. Gene Ontology annotation, biological process: arachidonate metabolic process. Gene Ontology annotation, cellular component: membrane.